AUGGCAGACAAUACUCAGAAGCAAGCGGAGAUCCGCCUUGAAGAGGCGUCGCAGGCUCAAGCUAUAUUGGCGAGAUAUGAGGGAGAGCCAUGCAAAAAGGUGCUUCGCAAGAUAGACAUUCGUCUCAUCCCGAUCAUGGCUGUGCUAUACCUCCUCUCUCACAUUGACCGUGCAAAUAUCGGCAAUGCAAAGAUCGAAGGCAUGGACAAAGACCUUGGACUCACUGGUAACCAAUACAACAUUGCGACGACCAUCUUCUUCGUCCCUUAUAUUAUUUUCGAGAUCCCAUCCAAUAUGGUUCUCAAGCGUGUGCGACCGAGCAUCUGGCUAUCCAUCUUGAUCCUUUCCUGGGGCAUAGUGAUGACAUGCAUGGGCGUCGUCAAAGACUUCAAAGGUCUUGUCGCAUGCCGCGUCAUCCUUGGACUCUGUGAAGCUGGCUUUUUUCCCGGCGCGGUCUUCAUCGUCUCAUCAUGGUACCGACGCAGCGAAUUGCAGCAGCGUCUCGCCCUCUUCUACACUGCAUCCGCCUUCUCCGGCGCAUUCUCUGGCCUUCUCGCAUUCGCCAUCGCGAAACUAGACGGCGCUCAGGGGAUUGCUGGAUGGCGCUGGAUCUUCCUGAUCGAAGGGGCUUUGACUGUCGGUGUCGGUCUCUUCGUCCCAUGGCUGAUCGUAGACAGCCCUGAGCGCGCGAAGUGGCUUUCAGACGAUGAGCGGCUAUUCAUACACACCCGCCUUGUCGCAGACGGAGUAGUCACGUCGACAGAAGAGGGCGAUAAGUUCUCCUGGAACCUCUUCUUCAGCGCGAUAUUUGACUGGAAGGUCGCUGCUGGAAUCAUCAUGGCGUGGGCAAACUCCGUGCCUAAUGCCGCGUUUAAAUUUACCAUGCCGCAGAUCAUCAAGCAGCUUGGAUUUACGUCGUCUACAGCUCAGCUUCUGACAAUUCCACCUUACUUCUGUGGCGGUAUGGCGGCGUGGAUAAGUGGGCGCAUGGCUGAUCGCUUCAAGUGGCGCUUUCCCUUCAUCGCAGGACCUCUUGUAAUCCUUACGAUUGCUCUCGCAGUGCUCUUCUCACUCGCCACGCGAAUCAAAGAGAACGUUGGCGCACUCUACUUCUCCAUCAUCCUUGCGCAAAUUGGAACAUACCCACUUCUCCCCUGCAUCAGUGCAUGGACCGGCAACAAUCUCGCUCCAUCGUGGAAAAGAUCCAUCGGACUCGCAUGGACAUUGGCAGCUGGCAACAUCGGCAGCUUGGUUGGCACGAACAUCUUCCUGGAUAAAGAAGCACCGAGGUACCAGACUGGAUACGGAGUCUCGCUGGGCUUUAUCUGUCUGGGUCUUGCGACCGCGAUUGGGUUGGAGGUUGUGCUCAAGGCGCGCAAUAAGCAGAAGGAGGCGUUCAACGAGGAUGAAGUGAGAGCGACCUAUACAAAUGAGCAGCUUGAUAAGUUGGGAGACAAGAGCCCGUUGUUCAAGUAUAUGCUAUGA
Molecule: messenger RNA, 1485 nt
Organism: Parastagonospora nodorum SN15
Lineage: Eukaryota; Fungi; Ascomycota; Dothideomycetes; Pleosporales; Phaeosphaeriaceae
Exons: 3
Coding region: 1-1485 (494 amino acids)
Biological process (GO): transmembrane transport
Cellular component (GO): membrane
Molecular function (GO): transmembrane transporter activity
Source: RefSeq, a predicted model, not a curated record